AUGUCUGUCAUGACUGUAUUGAACUACUGUCCAAAGGAUAUGAAGGCGGACUUGUGUAUUCAUCUGAAUCGGAUGGUAUUCAAUGAGCAUCCAGCAUUUCGUCUGGCUUCAGAUGGCUGUCUUCGCGCGUUGGCGGUAAAUUUCAAUACCCUCCACACAGCUCCAGGUGAUCUGAUCUUUCAUCAAGGCGAGAGUAUUGACCAACUCUGCUUUGUGGUAACUGGAUCACUGGAGGUCAUUCAGGAUGAUGAAAUUGUCGCAAUCCUCGGUCGAGGAGACGUCUUCGGUGAGCCGUUUUGGAAGGAUCCCAGUAGAAUGAGUCAUUCCUCUGCCACAGUUCGCGCCCUCACUUAUUGUGAUCUCCAUUACAUUAAGAAAGACCGUCUUCUACAUGUGCUUGAUUUCUACACGGCAUUUGCAAACAGUUUUGCACGAAAUCUCGUUCUGUCGUACGACCUCAAGACGCGGCUUAUAUUUCGCAAACUAGAGGACGUGCGUCGAGAACGUGAAUUAGCCGAGCAUCGGACUAAUGAAAAUUACCUCUCUGAAUUGACCGCAGACCAUCCAGUUCGUCGAAUGAUCCACCGAUUUCGAAAAAUCGGCACCGCAAAUGCGAAUGCAGCAGCGAGCGCUGCUGCAGCCACAGGUGGGGAGGUUGACGGAAAUACAGUAGUUGGAGCUGGAGAGGAACGCACAGCCACCUCUAGUCUGGUCCCUGGGGUUAUAGUCGCUCCUCAACGACGAAAAUCUUUAGGAGGAGUGGAGUCAUCUUCAGAACAACCCUCUGAAGCUCCUGCUGCUACCGCCAAACCAGUCAAUAAAUGGGCCCGAUUGAUGUCUGGGGGAGGCCAAGGGACCCCUGCAUCAACUACUGGAGCUGGAGAGAAACCUGAGACCUCAAACGAGACUCCGUCUGAACAUUUGACGCAUGUUAACCCACCUACGGUGGCUGCUAAACCAGCACUUCAAAUCAAACGAACUCUUCAAUCUCAAACCAUCGUAGAAGAAGACGAAUCUUCUGGCUCAACCAAAGCUGUUAAAAGUGAAUUUCUCUCUCCAAUGAUAGAAAAGAAGAUCCAGGUAGUACUUGAUGCAAUCGGUUUGAUGCAAUCGACUAUGAUGAACGAGAUAACAUCCGUUAACCGACGAAUGGAUAUGAUUGAUGAUCAUCUCUUAAAGCUCUACGAAGCAGUUGGAAAGGUUACGGAGAGCCAAAAGACUCGAACUCGGCAACCGAGUGAAUCUGACGGUGGCGAAUCUGUUUCAAGUAUCCUUAGGCUCUUCAGGAAAUCUAGUCCUUCAACCAAAGAGCGUGUUGCAAAGAAAACUUACCCCAAUUUUGUAGAAAUGCAGCAUCUCCCUUCAACUCACAGUAAACGUGCCUCCGUUGCACUUGGAAUUUCAAGAAAAGGCAGGGGUAUACAUUCUUCAAAAGUGGGACCAGUGACUUCUGAAAUUGACCCUCUUCAGACCCUUGGAGAUGAUCCCUUGAUUUUCUACGACAGCUGUGCAGAUGAUAGACCUUCGAAUCAUCUCCGAACCCCCAAAGCUAACCAUUCCUCAAGAAGAUCAUAUGCUGCCGCAGAUGAACGUUUUGCAAGUCAUUCACCAUUCGGGACCAGGGGGUAUGAAGUUCUUUUGGGGUCAGGAGAUGGCCUUUCCUCGCUAAGUACCCUGGGCGGGGAUGAUGAAGAUUUGGAGAUACAAUUCCAUACACGAGCUCAAUCAAUAUCAGUGCCGAUUCCCCAACCACCAACUAGGAGAUCCAAUGGAAAUAGAUCUCUACACACUCAAGAGUCCACCUCCACGCGAAAUAGUGAUUCAAAGAGGGAUACCGUCGUGAGGAGUUCCUCUAGUAAGGGUACUGCAACAGAGUAUGGAAAGAUUUCGCUGAUUUAG
Rodentolepis nana is the source of this 1899-nucleotide messenger RNA. The record is from the annotation of a GenBank genome assembly. Lineage: Eukaryota; Metazoa; Platyhelminthes; Cestoda; Cyclophyllidea; Hymenolepididae.